This is a messenger RNA of Bactrocera dorsalis (oriental fruit fly), 3385 nucleotides long. RefSeq names its product alkyldihydroxyacetonephosphate synthase (gene Agps). Gene Ontology annotation, biological process: lipid biosynthetic process. The coding region runs from base 981 to 2978 and encodes 665 amino acids. The transcript has 6 exons. Lineage: Eukaryota; Metazoa; Arthropoda; Insecta; Diptera; Tephritidae. The record is from RefSeq and is a predicted model, not a curated record. Gene Ontology annotation, molecular function: alkylglycerone-phosphate synthase activity; FAD binding.
AGUCGCAGAUUGCUGGCUGCCAGUUGCGAUUUACAUGGCGAAGGGCGCGUAUUCCAGCGAGGCAUUUGAAUUUGACGCGACAAAGUGUGUUCGAAAAGAACGCGUACAUUUUUGUGCUUCAUGUAUUUUAUAUACAAACAUACAUACAUUUGUAUACACCGAAUUCUAAAGUGAAUUUUUAUAGAUUUUUUAGUGCAGCGCUUGCAUUGUCUUAAGAAAAGCAGCAGUCGCGGGAACCCUCGUGAGUCAGGCAGUUAAUAAUUCAAAAAUUGAAGUCCCAAUUCGAAGGUUACGUCGGCGCUUUGUGACCUCUGAAAAGUGAAAUUCUUUCAGUUUGUGUCGGCAUUGCUUGUGCAUGAUUAUUAACUGUGUGAAAGCGUCAGCUGUGAGGUCUAACUAAUAAUAAAGCAAGUGUGAUAAUUCUAAGGUUUUAUUUGAUUGAAUUUACAUGUGUAGUGGUUUAAGUGCAUAUUUAAAAAGUAAGGCAGCAUAAAAUAAUAAUAACAGUGCUACGUGCAUAACCUAAAACAAACUUUGACUCAAGGUUGGUUCCUUAAUUGAAGGGCUCAUUUAUGCCGCACUGAAUUUUGGAGAAUAAAAAAGUUUUUCAAAGUGUUCAUAAAUUUGAAAAUAAAAAGUUUUCAUAUUUUGUAUAAAAAAUAAAAGAAAAAUCCAAUAUUAAAAAAAUACAGGGUGUCCCAAAAUUAACGCAAGGUUUACAAUUGUUAAAGUUUCUAUAUUUUGGAAAAAACACGUGAAAUCCACAGGCUGAAAGCUUAUUUGGCGACGGAUUGAAAAAAAUCGAUUUUUGUGCGUGAGCAAGACACGGACAAAGUGCGCGCAAGGCGGCGGAGCUGUUUAAAAAUACAUACUUCAUACACACACGCACACUAGGAGAGAGACGCACGUCAACACAAGUCAAUUGCAUUUUGUUAGUGAAAUUUUCAAAAACUAAACCAAAAACUGCAUUAUUAUUAAGCAUGGCAACCGCAAAUAUACGCUUCAACGCGCUGCCUCAAGCCCCCAGCUGCGGGAGCCACAGUGCCGGCGAAUGCAGAAGCAACAACUGCAGCGCCAAACUAGGCGACGCCAAAGAGCCGGUCGCUGCGGCCGCCACUGUGCUGCUGGAUAAGCGCUUCUCGCGGCAAGUGCAGGGUGUGUAUCCGCUGCGACGUCAGGACGUGCUGAAGUGGUACGGCUGGGGCUACAAAGACUCACAGUUCUAUGUGGACAAUGGCAUCAUCGGCUUCAAGGGUGACAAGUAUCCACUUGAAGGCUGCAUGUUGCCCUACUUCACCGAAUGGGUUUACAGUAAAUUCAAUUUGCGUAUCGAGAAGAAUUUACCCUCUCCGAAAAUGCCUACCGAGUUUCCGGCACCCACCGUGAAUGCGCCCUUUGUGCGCGAACUCGAAGCAACUAAGCUGACGAGCUCGCAGUCUGGCGAGGACCGACUCAUACGCUGUCACGGUCAGACGCUGCACGAUAUCUACUAUCUUUGGCGCAAUGAAUUCAAGCGUAUUCCCGACAUAGUCGUCUGGCCGCACAGCCACGAGGAUGUGGUGCGGCUUGUGGCGCUCGCCAAUAGACAUAAUGUUGUGGUUAUACCGUAUGGCGGAGGCACCUCUGUGUCUGGCUCAAUUACUUGUCCGCAAGCGGAGCAACGUAUGAUCUGCGUCUUGGAUACGUCACAGAUGAAUCGUAUGCUGUGGUUGAAUAAAGCCAAUUUGACUGUGUGCUUUGAGGCGGGAAUUGUGGGACAGGAUUUGGAGCGCGAAUUGCAAAAACUCGGUUUGACGGUGGGUCAUGAACCGGACAGUUAUGAGUUCUCCACACUCGGUGGUUGGGUGGCGACACGCGCCUCUGGCAUGAAGAAGAACGUCUACGGCAAUAUUGAGGAUUUGGUGGUGCGCGUGCGCAUGGUUACCGCGUCUGGAGCGGUGCUAGAACGUGAGUGCAUGGCGCCGCGUGUAUCGUGCGGUCCGGAUUUCAACCAUGUGAUAAUGGGCUCCGAAGGCACUCUAGGCGUUGUGACUGAGGUGGUACUGAAAGUGCGUCCACUGCCCGCCGUGAAACGUUAUGGCUCGCUGGUUUUCCCCGAUUUCGAGAGCGGUGUACAAUUUAUGCGGGAAGUUGCGCGCCGCCGCUGCCAACCGGCGUCGGUGCGGUUAGUGGAUAACGAACAAUUCGUUAUGGGACAAACACUGAAGCCAGUGCGAGGCUGGUUGGCUGGUUUGCUGGAUUCAUUGAAGAAAACCUACAUCACGGCUUGGAAGGGUUUGGAUUUAACGAAAAUGUGUGCGGCAACUUUGCUAUUUGAGGGUAAUGAGGAAGAUGUGCGACGAGAGGAGGCGCUCAUUUAUCAGAUUGCAAAGCAGUUUAAAGGAUUUCCGGCAGGUGGUGAUAAUGGCGAACGUGGCUACAUACUAACAUUCGUCAUAGCGUACAUAAGGGAUUUCGCAUUGAACCAAGAGAUCGUUGCGGAGUCCUUUGAGACUUCUGUGCCAUGGGACCGCUGCAGCACGUUGUGUCGGAAUGUGAAGCGCCGCGUGGAAGCGGAAUGUCAAAAGCGUAGCAUUAAGAACUUCAUCAUUUCCUGUCGCGUAACGCAGACCUACGACGCCGGCGCUUGCGUUUACUUCUAUUUCGGCUUUAGGCACACCGGCAUUGCCGAUCCUGUCGCCACAUUUGAGCAGAUUGAGACGGGUGCGCGCGACGAGAUACUCGCCUCGGGCGGCUCGCUGUCGCAUCAUCAUGGUGUUGGUAAAAUACGCAGCCAAUGGUACGAGAAUACCGUUUCCAAAUCCGGCAGUGCACUGUAUCUGGCGGCGAAAAGACAACUCGACCCGAACAAUAUUUUCGCCGCAGGGAAUUUGCUUACCGAGGAGCAGUGGCUGGCGGAGAGCAAAAAGAGUAGCGCAGAAGCGUCGUCGCAUCAAACCACCGUCGAGUCGAGUUCAUUAGUUAAGGCGAAACUAUAAAGUUCGAGCAUCAACCGAAAUAAAACCACAGAUAAGAGACAUUAGUUUUAUGUUGGCUUUAGCGAAAUGUAGUGGAAUUAACUCAAAAAGUUUGUAAUUUUUUUUAUUUUUGUAUUAGCGCUAGUUUAACAUGAGUGUUCUUGUACAUAAACUUAAUUUGCUUACUUAAUUAUUUAAUGUUUUGUUUAAGGACUUCAAUUCUGUCUUAUUGUAUGGAAUAUACUGUUAUAAUGGGUGAUUUUCUAAUUCAAACGUACGGUUCAUAUUUAUUACACUAGUUUACACUAACUAAUUUUUAUUAUUCCUCUAUACUGGCAUAUGGAACCUCGGUAUAUGCACGAUUAGAAAAGGUGUUUGAAGUUUUCUAGUACAGAAAAAAAUAAAAUAAGACCAGCUAUAAAAAUUAA